Messenger RNA from Nycticebus coucang (slow loris), 4095 nucleotides. RefSeq names its product KH-type splicing regulatory protein (gene KHSRP). Lineage: Eukaryota; Metazoa; Chordata; Mammalia; Primates; Lorisidae. Gene Ontology annotation, molecular function: mRNA binding. The record is from RefSeq and is a predicted model, not a curated record. Gene Ontology annotation, cellular component: cytoplasm; nucleus. Bases 97 to 2355 code for a protein of 752 amino acids. Gene Ontology annotation, biological process: regulation of DNA-templated transcription. The transcript has 19 exons.
GCUCCGCGGCCGUGUGGAGCGAGGCCUUGUUCCCGCGUUGAGCCGCCGCCGCCUCCUCAGCUUCAGCCUCCGCUCCAGGCCCGGCCCCGCCGCGCCAUGUCGGACUACAGCGCUGGAGGACCCCCGCCCGGGCCGCCGCCGCCCGCUGGCGGGGGCGGGGGAGCCGGGGGCAGCGGGGGAGGCCCUCCGCCGGGCCCGCCGGGCACAGGGGACCGGGGUGGCGGUGGCCCCAGCGGCGGCGGCCCGGGCGGGGGUUCGGCUGGGGGGCCCUCGCAGCCGCCCGGCGGAGGUGGCCCGGGAAUCCGCAAGGACGCCUUCGCCGAUGCCGUGCAGCGGGCCCGCCAGAUCGCAGCCAAAAUUGGAGGUGAUGCUGCUACAACAGUGAAUAACAGCACUCCUGAUUUUGGUUUUGGGGGCCAAAAGAGACAGUUGGAAGAUGGAGAUCAACCAGAGAGCAAGAAACUGGCUUCCCAAGGAGACUCAAUCAGUUCUCAACUUGGACCCAUCCAUCCUCCUCCAAGUGUCUCUCUUUGUAGGACUUCAAUGACAGAAGAGUACAGGGUCCCAGAUGGCAUGGUGGGCCUAAUCAUUGGCAGAGGAGGUGAACAAAUUAACAAAAUCCAACAGGACUCUGGCUGCAAAGUACAGAUUUCUCCAGACAGCGGUGGCUUACCCGAGCGCAGUGUGUCCUUGACCGGAGCCCCAGAAUCUGUCCAGAAAGCGAAGAUGAUGCUGGAUGACAUUGUAUCUCGGGGUCGUGGGGGGCCCCCAGGACAGUUCCAUGACAGUGCCAACGGGGGCCAGAAUGGCACCGUGCAGGAGAUCAUGAUCCCCGCGGGGAAGGCUGGCCUGGUCAUUGGCAAGGGCGGGGAGACCAUCAAGCAGCUGCAGGAACGAGCUGGUGUGAAGAUGAUUUUAAUUCAGGAUGGUUCCCAGAACACGAAUGUGGACAAGCCUCUUCGGAUCAUUGGGGACCCUUAUAAAGUGCAGCAAGCUUGUGAGAUGGUCAUGGACAUCCUCCGGGAACGUGACCAAGGCGGCUUUGGAGACCGGAAUGAGUAUGGAUCUCGGAUUGGCGGAGGCAUUGAUGUGCCAGUGCCCAGGCAUUCUGUUGGUGUGGUCAUCGGCCGGAGUGGAGAAAUGAUUAAGAAGAUCCAGAACGACGCUGGUGUGCGGAUACAGUUUAAACAAGAUGACGGGACAGGUCCUGAGAAGAUUGCCCACAUAAUGGGGCCCCCAGACAGGUGUGAGCAUGCUGCACGGAUCAUCAAUGAUCUCCUUCAGAGCCUCAGGAGUGGUCCCCCAGGCCCUCCAGGAGGUCCCGGCAUGCCCCCAGGGGGCCGGGGCCGAGGAAGAGGCCAAGGCAACUGGGGUCCCCCUGGUGGGGAGAUGACUUUCUCCAUCCCCACUCACAAGUGUGGGCUGGUCAUUGGCCGAGGUGGCGAGAAUGUGAAAGCCAUAAACCAGCAGACAGGCGCCUUCGUAGAGAUCUCCCGGCAGCUGCCACCCAAUGGGGACCCCAACUUCAAAUUGUUCAUCAUCCGGGGCUCACCUCAGCAGAUUGACCACGCCAAGCAGCUCAUUGAGGAGAAAAUCGAGGGUCCUCUUUGUCCAGUGGGACCAGGUCCUGGGGGACCAGGCCCUGCAGGCCCAAUGGGGCCCUUCAAUCCCGGGCCCUUCAACCAGGGACCGCCAGGGGCUCCCCCUCAUGCCGGGGGGCCCCCUCCUCACCAGUACCCACCCCAGGGAUGGGGCAACACCUAUCCCCAGUGGCAACCGCCUGCGCCUCAUGACCCAAGCAAAGCGGCUGCUGCAGCCGCAGACCCCAAUGCUGCUUGGGCCGCCUACUACUCACACUACUACCAGCAGCCCCCAGGCCCUGUGCCAGGCCCAGCGCCAGCCCCCGCAGCCCCACCUGCUCAGGGUGAGCCCCCUCAGCCCCCGCCCACCGGCCAGUCAGACUACACUAAGGCCUGGGAAGAGUACUACAAAAAGAUCGGCCAGCAGCCCCAGCAGCCUGGAGCGCCCCCACAGCAGGACUACACAAAGGCUUGGGAGGAGUACUACAAGAAGCAGGCACAAGUGGCCACCAGUGGGGGUCCUGGAGCACCCCCAGGCUCCCAGCCAGACUACAGUGCUGCCUGGGCUGAGUAUUACAGACAGCAGGCCGCUUACUACGGACAGACACCAGGUCCUGGCGGCCCCCAGCCACCUCCCACACAGCAGGGACAGCAGCAGGCAAGUGGGAAUUGCCACCCUCCUCCUCCUCCUUUUUCCUUCCAACCCCCGGCCACCGUCCAUCCUGCCUUAGUGGGUAGUGCCGGAAAUCCCUUCCCCUGCGGGGUGUGCCCUUGAUGCCUGCAGCUGGGGCCAUGUGGCCAGAGGUCUCCAGGAGCCCCCACGCACCGCCGGGGGAGUGUAUGCUGGGUCCAGAGGUUAAAUGAAGAAGCCUCCCUCCACCAGCUGCUUGUUCCUGUGUACCACUGUCAUGAUGCUGGGAGAGAGAGCAAGACACAGGCGGAACUUUGGAACUGCUGGGUAGUCCUGGGGUGGGGGCAGGCAGACAGCUCAGACGGGGGUCCAUCCCGGCUGCUGGUUCACCUGCAAUCUGGCCACUUGGGAAGAAAACGUCUUAUUUUUUUCCCCUUCUCAGCAUCACUUCUUUGUUUUUUUGUUUUUAUUCUUUCUUUUGUUUAAACCCACCAUCUUUUUUCUCAAAAAGAAGUGUCCAAGUGACUGUUGCAGGCGGCCAGGCUCUGGCAGGGACAAGGGGCUGGCCCAGGAGCCCUGCCCUGCGGGGCUCGGCCUCCGCUCGCGCUCGCCUCGUGUCCCAGUCUUGUCUGUGAAGUGGGCAUGAAGAUCGUUGCCACCUUCCAACCUACCUCACAGGGGUGUUGUGGGGACACCGUGAUCUCUGAAAUUGUUCAUGUUGUGAUGCGCCGGGAGCUGUCCGCCUUCCUGAAGACAGAGGGCACCCCCUUCCCUCCAACCCUAAGCGUGCUUCUCUUAUCUCCCCUCUCUGCCUCUACCCCUCUGAGGCCUUGCUUCUCUCCUCUGCUGUCCUGUCCUUCCUCCUCCAUCAAGGAGCAGAGUGCGACUGCAGCCAAGUCCCCUGAGCACUUGACUAGACAGUUAACAAGCAGCAUCCUUCCAGCUUGAGCCAGCUGACGUUUGGGAGGGGCUUCUGGCCCCUGUGCUCAUGGGUGUUCCAGCCCCUCCUCUUCCACCACCCCCUAGUUUCCUACCCUCCCCUCCUGUAGUGACCAAUUCCUAUCUUUUCCCUCUCCGCAGGCUCAAUGAAUCGAAUGAAUGUGAACUUCUUCAUCUGUGAAAAAUCUUUAUUUUUUUUUUCCAUUUUGUUCUGUUUGGGGGCUUUUUUUUUCUGGUUUUUGUUUGUUUGGCGAGAGAGCGAUGGCUGCUAUAGGGGGUGCCAGGGGAGCCCUCCAGCGAGCAGCUCGCAGGGAGUGGCAGGGGCGUGCCCGGCUCUCACUCUCUCGUUCAUUCUGUGCGUCUCACAUGCUUUUUCUUUCAAAAUUGAGAUCCUUCAUGUUGAGCCAGCCAUAGAAGAUAGCGAGAACUAAAUCUCUGCCAAAAAAAAUUUAAAGUUAAAAAUACAAAGAGCAAAACAAAACUUAUAAAAUUAUAUAUAUAUAUAUAAAUAAAAAUCUAUACUCCCCACCCCCAGCCUUCCCAAAACUGCCUCUCUGAGGAUAAAGCAAUUCAUUUUUUCUCUACCACCCUUGGCCCUCUUGUUUUUAAAAUAAACUUUUAAAAAGUAAAAAAAGUCACUCUUGCUAUUUCUUUUUCUUAGUUAGAGUUGGAACAUUCCUUGGACCAGGUGUUGGUAUUUCAGGACCCCUCCUCCCCCAGCAGCCAAGCCCCUCUCUUUUUUUCCUCCUCCUCCCACCCUGGCUCAGCUCCCUGCACCCUACCCGUCCCCCCUCCCAGGACUGGUCUGAUCUGUUGUCUUUUCAUCUGUUCAAGAGGAGAUUGAAAUUGAAAACAAAAUGAGAACAAAACAAAAAAAAAUUGUAUGGCAGUUUUUACUUUUUAUCGCUCGUUUUUAACUUCACAAAUAAAUGAUAACAAAAUCUC